ACCAAGAUCGUCAUCACUGUCGAGAAACCACCAGCCAGUCUCACUACUCGCCAUAAUAGGCGUAUAAAGCACUCGCCAUGGGCUUUAUCGAAGAAAACGAGGUCGUCGACCAUCCCGCCCCCUCCGAGCCGACCCCAGACAUGAUUGCCGAUGCCAUCAUGUCAUACUCCAUGGCCGACCCCGCCGCGACCAACCCCGCCUCGUCCACAACGAUGCCCCAGCUCCCACCGUCUAUGGAUGCCUACCGCAACCUCUCCUCAGCCGAUAUCCUCGCCGAUUUAAACAAAACGCCCCUGUUUAUGACGGAGCUGGAGGACAAUGACGAACUCGAGGCUUUCAAAGCGCUCGCCUACGAAGGCACACCGAGCGAGGUCGCCCAGAACUUCAAGGAGCAGGGCAACGACGUCUUCAAACUACGGAGCUGGGCCGACGCGAAAGAGUUCUACUCGAAAGCUAUAACCGUACUACAAGCCGAGCAGCGGAAACGAGCCCAAGAGAAGACCCUACAAGAAGGCUUACCACAAGCCGACAAAAGCGCACCACGCACCCUGAGCGCAGAAGACGAAGCCGAGAUAAAAGAGCAACUAAAGCUCCUCGAAGCUUGCCUCGGAAACCGCUCAGCCUGCCACGUCCAGCUCAAGAACUACAGAUCCGCCACCCUUGACUGCGCGCAAGUCAUCCGCAUAAACCCCAAGAACAUCAAGGCCUUCUACCGCUCGGGAGUCGCGCUUCUCGCUCUCUCCAAGAUCCGCGAAGCAGACGACACCUGCGCGCACGGCCUGGCGCUUGAUCCUGAGCAUAAGGACCUCAAGCUCCUCGCGCAACAGAUCAUCGAGAAGGCGGAGAUAGUCGACGCGAAGAGGCAGAAAGAGGAAGCUGCUGCACUGCGCGUGAAGCAAGAGGCAUACGUCUUGAAAGCUGCGCUGAAGGCGCGGGGGAUCCGCAUGCGCAAUACGGAGCAGCCGCCGGAGAUGGAGGAUGCGAAGGUGCGACUCGUGCCGGACCUCGUGGACCCGACGAGUUCCCUGGUCUUCCCUACUGUGCUGCUGUACCCGCUCGUCUUGCAGAGCGACUUUAUCAAGGAGUUUGGCGAGACGGAGACGGUGGGUGAGAGGCUGGGGUAUAUCCUUGCUGAGCAGGCGCCGUGGGAUAGCCAGCAUGAGUAUACCCCGAGGGGCGUGGAGUGCUACGUGGAGACGAUGACGGGGGGGCUUAUCAAGGUGGGGCCGAAGGUGACGUUGCUGAAACUUCUAACGAGCGGAUCUGUGGAGGUGGUGGAUGAGGUUGUGAGGGUGUUUGUGGUGCCGAAGCUGAAAGCAGCAGAGUGGGUGGCGGAUUUUAAGAUGAAGAAGGCUGCUGAGAAGAAGACCUGAGAGCGGCAAGAUGAGGCCUAGUGUAUGACGGUGGUGUGAAGAAUAGCUGUGUAUCACAGCAUGAGCUGAGCUCAACGCGCAGAUGGCUGGCCAUGACUGGGGAGGUUUGUCGGGCUAUGCAAGGCUGUCCACAUACUCCGUUGAAGACCCGGUGGCCAUACGAGACAGAACGGGGUCAAUAGCCACCUAGGGAGAACAACUCUGUCGAUAUCAUCUCAGAGCUUCUCGCCAGAGGUUCCCGUGGCCAUAGUCCCAGCUCCACCAAGCCAUAUUGCAUGGCUAUCUGAAAGCUGGUCAGUGGGGUGGAUGGCUUGUGCCGGUUGGUUCCACGUAUGAACUACGAAAGCAUAAAAUGAGGGAACAAGUGUGGGAGAACCCUG
Molecule: messenger RNA, 1753 nt
Organism: Pseudogymnoascus destructans
Lineage: Eukaryota; Fungi; Ascomycota; Leotiomycetes; Thelebolales; Thelebolaceae
Exons: 1
Coding region: 78-1373 (431 amino acids)
Biological process (GO): protein folding
Molecular function (GO): Hsp90 protein binding
Source: RefSeq, a predicted model, not a curated record